UUAAUUGGUAAAAACAAGGAGGGGCUUGAAGAUGGACCCCAACCUCUAUUAGUGAAAGAUCAGACAACUAUCAACAGGCUGGAAAAACAAGCUGAGGAGUUUCUCAAUGCAGUCCUUUACAGAAAAGACGUGCCAAAUUUCUCAGACCCGCACAUUCCAGUAGUUGCUCGAGAGAUUCUUCAAAAAAUGAUCCGAAAGUUUGCCGCCGAAUAUACCUCAAAAACCAGCUCUCCUCAGGACAGUUGUUCAGAAUCUCAGCCUCACACUGACCAAAGCCUCCCUGCCCCACCCUUACUCACUGGGGCUCCUGCUACAGGCAGCCCUGCUCCUGCUCUAACUGGGUCAGCACAGAACCAAAACCCUGUUCUCAGCAAGCUCCUCAUGGCUGACCAAGAUGUUCCUCUUGACCUCACCAUCAAGAAGCCUCCACCUGAGCCAUGUGAUCAAGAUGGAGUUCUUGAUUUGUCAAUCAAAAAAAAUCGCUAUAGCAGCAACGUGUCAGUCUAUAGUCCCUGCGUUUCUCCACUGACAUCUACGAUCAAAGGGCCUUCCUUGAGAACGGACGGGCAGGUCGGGCUGUUUAUGAAGAGCCUACAGGAUGGGAUGAGGAGGGAGAAUAUCGGCCACUCCAACCAUUAUAAACCUACCUCGUCUUUCGCAUACUCUCUGCACGUCAAAGAGGAAGUUGAUGCUGAAAGCAUCAUCAAGACACCUCUCGGGGAAAACCAGGGCUCUGCACCCAACGGUCCCUUAAGAAAUGGAAUUUCUCCCUGCAACUUCAAGGCUUCUGAGAAUCUGAAAGAAAUUUCCAAAUUGUUAGAAGCUGGGUUUUUAAUUCAUUCACUUAAUUCUGAGAAAGGAAAUUUCCAGGGGCCCUGUGUGGAGCAAACACUAUCCCUUUCUCAUUCAUCACGGUUUGACCUAAAGAUUCCUCAGGUGCGAGUUGUGCCCUCAGGGAUGGACACGUCCUGGGAUUCCUUGUCCCCCGGAAAUUCAGGUUCUUCUCAUGAAAAUGCUCAGGGGAAGAAACCGUUUCCUAUUUUACCCCAGGAGAUCCACAAAAAGAGUAGCAGAGGUCCCAAUAGCUCAGGUUUAGGGAGUAAGUACUGGCCUUGCAUCACCAACCACCAAGCACUGGUGGAAAAUUAUUCUCUGGACACCAAUGGAAUCCCAAGUAACCCACUGAAUGGAAGGAAGGAUGAUGGAAAAAGGAAGAAACGAGGGCGAUAUCGUCAGUACAACACGGAGCUGCUGGAAGAGGCUAUAGUGCUGGUAAUGGGCGGCAAAAUGAGCGUCUCCAAAGCCCAAUCCAUUUAUGGAAUUCCGCACAGCACCUUGGAAUACAAAGUCAAAGAGCGACUGGGGACUUUAAAAAAUCCCCCCAAAAAGAAACUAAAGCUGAGCAGUCAGACAGAGGACAAAGGAUGUGUACAGUACCACGAUGGUACCACCCAGCAGGCAUGUCAGAUAUGGAAAAGUACACUUGUAGUAAACGGAAGUGACGGACACGAUGGAAGCCUUUCAUCAAAUGACUAGCUCUACUAGUAAAGCUGGAACUAAAAUGUCUCCAGACAGUGGUUGAUGACUUGUGUAAAUUAUGUACCAAAUUAUUAAUUUAUCGACAUGUGAUUAUUUUUACCAUUAACGUUUGAUCUUUAAUAUAUCAAUAUAUUUGUUUAUGGACUUAUAUUUUAUUUUCCAUGUAUCUAUUAUGUUUUGUCCUAAGAAUACAUACCCACUGUAAAGAUUUUAAUGUACUACAGUCAAAUAAUAUCAGGUUAUUGAAUAUUUUUUAGUAAUAAUUAGUAUGGCUUUACAUACAUACACAAACUCAGGCAUAUUUAUGGGUGUGGCGCCCCUCAGUGUCUUCUCUCAGUACUGUAUAAAGCAAAUGGUAUGGUGAUACAAAUUGACAAACCGCUACAGUGGUGUGCAUGAGUCACAACAAACUAAGUGGUCACAUUGUCUUCUUGUUACAGGGCCAGUCCUUUAGCAAACAGUUUGCUCUGUGUGACCACAGAUUGUUUUUCUUUUUGUCGAGAUUUCUUUUCAGACAUCAAUGACUUCUUAAUGUGAGUCAGGCCAUUUUCUAAUAACUAAGGAUUUUUAAGUAUGGACAACAAAGAUGAAAUGUUGCUCCGUAAUGGUUUAAGGCUGCAUUUUAGCCGUUAGGUUUGGACAUUUUUGGACAUACGCACACCACAUUAUUUGUCAAUUCCUAGAGAAUAUUUUUCUCUAGCAUGGUCUGUUUGCUAAACUAUAUGAAUGAUUUUUUAUUAUUAUUAUUAUUUGCUGCAUUGCUCUCAGGAUAUACCAGAAGUUUCCACUAGGACGCAAUAGAUUUAAGUCAGAACAAAUAUUUAAAUACACCAUAACUGAACUCAUUGUAAACCUUAUUACUAAAUACCUCAGCUACUUGCUAUAACUAUGUCAUUGCCUCAUUAUUUACCUCUGCUGGGGAAUGAAAGGACCCAAAACGAGUCUAUCAGGUAACAUUUCAGGAAGUCUUUCUGACAACACUAUGUAUCUAACUCUCAGAUGUCUUCACACGCUACCUUAACUAGAUCUGUAGCAUUUUACUAUCACUGCAGGUGUGCAGAACUUUGUGUUCUGUGGUUCAGGGCUCAGCUCUUCAGAUUUUAUCUUUUGCAUUUUUUUUCUCCAGCAUAAACAAAAGGCAGAUAUUUAUUUUAAUAUGAAAGCUAUACAUAUGUAGAAUUUAUCUCACAACUCCGCGCACACACACUCCUCACUAAAGGUAUUAGCGGUCAUAUUUGUAUCUAUUUUAAUGACAUUGUUAUUAAUAGUAAAAUGUAAUGCACUUGCUGACUCUUACUAUAAAAGCAUUAAGGUACUUUAUUUAUUUAUUAACUGUUCCUUUUUCAGGUUAAAAAGGGCAAACAUGUCAGCUUUCUAGCAAAGCCACUGUUUGCUGAACUGACAACUCACUUAACAGUCAGGUAUUUUUAAUUGUAGAAAUGCAUUUCAAAAGAUCGUCUCAGAUCUGUUGGGUGUAAAUAUGAGAUUUAGCUCAAAAUGAUAUGGAAAAUAUUGAUUUAAAUUGCCUGCACUACCUAAUUUAUUUUACAUGCAAAUAUGUUGACAGUACAUUGUGAUUUACCACUUAAAUAAAUAACAAUUGUGCAGUUUGCAGUUUGAUGCUACUUGCACAAUGUUUAUUUAACUUAUUAAGCAGUUUAUUGAGAAAAGUCAAAUUUUACAAGAAUCUGUGCAUUUACACUUGUCCCAAUCGCACUCUAAAGUUUUAACUUGUGUUUAUUUGUGUUUGUGUUGUCUGACUUACUGUUGUGUCACUUUUUGCACUAAAUGUUUUCCUACAUUUUAUUAGUUUAAUUAUACAAUUUUAAAUUUCACUUUCUUUUACUUAUUCCCCGUCAUUCAUUAAUUGCAUUGACAAUCAGCCUUUUCAGUUCAACUGUCACUUUGUUUUCUAUUCAUUAUACUGAAAACACUGUACACAAAACAGAGAUCUUUGUAUUUGACAGAUUCAGCACAUUUUGUUCUCUACGUUUUAUCGUAGUACAUAAACGGUCGACUACCUCAUGUGGUAAAAACAUUAUUAAAGUCUACUGUUGUUAUAGCUGUCUCAUGUAGCAGGCAUGUCAGGUACAGGGCACAAAACCUACUGAAGAAAAUGUGAACCUAAUGUACAGUUGUUCAUAAUUGUACUCUGGUCUGUUUAUUUUAUCAUUUUUUCCUACUUUUGUCUUUCUGUCUCGGUGUUGGUGCUACUUAGACGUAUUUAAAUAAGAGCACAUUUGACAAAGGGGAUUUUUAUCUGCCAGAAAAAAAAAAAGUAGAAUUUAUGUUUUGAUUAUAUAGACAUCAAAUUAUCCAUGAAUGACAAAAACUAUGAAAAUACAAAAAUGAUCUUAAUAAGUUGUUAGAGGUCAGAUAACUAUAUUAUCCAUAAAAGAUGCAGAAUAUUUAUCUGUCAUUAAUGACGGAUAUAAAAUUUAAGGUUGUAAAUAUUUUCCUUGAUGACUAAACAAGCAAGACAUAGAUGAUUUGAGAGAGGAUUUAAACCACUUAGGUUUCAUUGUCUAAAAUAUGUACAGAUUUUUACAAUGUAUUUAUUUAAAAAACAAAAAAUUGCAUGAAUCAACUAAAUUCUACAUUCUGUGUAAAGUUUAUUGUAAUGUAUUUCUUGGAUAUUGUUUUGUUGAAAUUACUGCUGUGUUUUCACAUCAACUGUUAAUGAUGUAGGUUUACUGGAGAAAAACAAAGAAUAAUGAAAUACUGAGUACUAUUUAAUUUUAUGUUUCUAACUUGUUGUAGUUUGAAUGUUAUGGAAUUGUAAAAUAUUGUGAAACCAAGUUCUAAUAGUUCUUCUGCCAAUGAAUGUUGUAUUUACCUGUAUAAGGUAAAAAUAACAGGUUUUGGGAAAAACGCCCCCCCCCCCCCCGCCCCCUUUCCAAUUUCACAAAUCCACUAAUUCUCAGGAAUCAGUAUCACAACUUAUUCAGGUACUUUGUUUACUGUUUAGAUCCCAAGCACAGUUAUGCUCAGAUAUUGUGGCAUGUUGUAGUCACA
Molecule: messenger RNA, 4554 nt
Organism: Cynoglossus semilaevis (tongue sole)
Lineage: Eukaryota; Metazoa; Chordata; Actinopteri; Pleuronectiformes; Cynoglossidae
Product: ligand-dependent corepressor
Exons: 4
Coding region: 187-1536 (449 amino acids)
Biological process (GO): regulation of transcription by RNA polymerase II
Cellular component (GO): nucleus
Molecular function (GO): DNA binding
Source: RefSeq, a predicted model, not a curated record